Messenger RNA from Coniophora puteana RWD-64-598 SS2, 405 nucleotides. RefSeq lists its product as uncharacterized. NCBI's taxonomy places the organism in Eukaryota, Fungi, Basidiomycota, Agaricomycetes, Boletales, Coniophoraceae. The transcript is spliced from 2 exons. The record is from RefSeq and is a predicted model, not a curated record. The annotation marks the transcript as partial.
AAACGUCAUAACCAAUGGCAGCGCUGGACUCGAGAUGUCAUUCCGAGACUGAUAGAUGUUUAUGCCGACUAUAUGUCAAGGUCAAAAGGGCUACGCGAGAUACCGGCGACUCCCUGCAAUACCACCAGUUGUAGUUGCGACAAGAAGCUACUUGAAGUUGACUGCAUAUCAUUUGACCGUGUAGUCCAUGUGUCUCUCCAAACAUGCAGAUGCCGCACGGCACCUAUGCAGUUGCUUGCUCGUGGUUUUUUCCCCUGCGCCCCUAUCGCUCCUUCUAUGGCCUUUGAUCUCCGUCUGCUUGAAUUUGCCCGUCUACUGUUUGCUAGACUGACACCGAAUUCUACUGGGUGGUGUGAAGCUGUCGAGGUGUUCAUGUAUUUGCUUCGCUAUAGGCUAGAUACCAAG